AUGCGGGCGGGCAGGCAUUCCUCUCCUUUCGCCCCUCUCCCCCCUCCGCCACCUCUUCUUUUUUCUUUUUUUCCCCCUUUCAUCUCACACCUUCCGACCCCUUCUUUUGCUCUCCUUUCCACGCUUCAAAGGGUUGAAGGAAGAGUAGCAGGACGACAGAGAGAAGAACAGAAGCAGAAGAUAGAACCCGUAGCAGCAGACGACGAGCUCGGUCUCGCCUCCUCGCGCAUCGAAGAUCUCGUCCGUCUUCGCGCUCAACCGACCAACCCCCCCGCAUCCUACACCAGUCGCCAGAACCGGACCGCACGUUCCCGCGCUGGGUCAACAUGUGAGCUGAUCAUUCUCCUCGGUGAACUUAUCGUCUCGCGUUGCCUUGGGUUCCUGCUUCGGCGAUGAUCCACCUCUGGCAACCUCAUCGGCUCGUCCCACCUCGGCCUUGACGCCGAGCGACGACCUCACCACCGGACCCCACUCGACCUCGAACGAGCCCCAGCUUCACAGCGACAUCACCCUAUAUUUUGGUCUCCUCUCUAAAGAUCCCCGCAACUGACACCCCUCCCCCUCGCCUCGCCUCCCACCCCAGGUCGAUCCCUCUCUCUCGCAAAGGCUGCUUCAAGUGUGGUUCCUUGACCCGUAAGGCUGUCAUAAUCACCCACAUUCACAAUUGGGAUGGGCAGACACUCAUCCAUGUAUCGACUUCCUACAGACAUCGCCGAGAACUGCAAUAGCCCCACUCGCUUGUGGUAAGUAUUCAUGCCUCUCUCUCUCACGUUCGCCAAAGUCCGAGUCGUCGCGGCAGCAAGAGCUGGCCCUGGAGUCCAUGUCCCAUUUCAACUUGCAUUCAGAGCAAGCUGACCUCGCUCGCAAUCGCUUCCCAGCUACAAUUGCAAGAGUCCCGACCACGAGUCCAACGUCUGCCCCGAGCCCCGUUCCAACGACAGCAAGCAGUGCUAUGGAUGCAGGUCUGUGGUCGGCUCGAGGCUCAUCAAUCGAGUGACCAAGUCUGAUGCAGACCUUUUAUCGCCGGCACAGUGGAAUCGGUCACUUGGCUUCAGAGUGUCCCACCUUGCGCCAAAAGUCAGUCUCGGCGUCCCCCCACCUCCCAGCUCGGUGCGAACGAUCUGCCCAUCGCUUACCGUCUUCUCCUCCCUUCGCGCAGCGCCUCGAUCGGUGGUCAAAAGUGCUACUCGUGCGGUCAAUUCGGCCACAUCGCCCGAUCGUGCCCCAACGCCGAAGGUGGUGCCGUCCCUUCGCACCCCAAUGGACCGCCGCCGACCGCCGUCCAACGUAACGGCUUCGUACCCCGCGGUGGAUUCCGAGGUGGUUUCCGCGGCGGUUUCCGAGGUGGAUUCCAACCGUUCGGAGGAAUCGGUGGUCGAGGAGGAUUGAACAACCACGUCGGUUUCGUCGGUCGUCCCGGAUCGAUUUGUUACAAUUGCGGUCAACCGAACCAUCUCGCCAAAUUCUGUACCGCACCUCCUCAACAGAAUGGAGCGAUCGGUGCAGGCGUCAAGGGGGUGGGAGUAGCGGGGAUGGGUGCGCCUCGUCCACCCAAGACGUGUUAUGCUUGUGGUGUGGAGGGACAUAUCGCGAGGGAAUGCCCAACGGUCGUCGCGACGACUUUGGUCGGCGCUCCGGCGGUGACGACGACGACGACGAUUGCCGAUCCGACUGCGACGACGACGAAUGCACCGGACGAGAAGCCGAAUGUCAACGUUUGA
Messenger RNA from Microbotryum saponariae, 1721 nucleotides. NCBI's taxonomy places the organism in Eukaryota, Fungi, Basidiomycota, Microbotryomycetes, Microbotryales, Microbotryaceae. The record is from the annotation of a GenBank genome assembly.